Messenger RNA from Amyelois transitella, 1612 nucleotides. RefSeq lists its product as uncharacterized. The transcript has 2 exons. NCBI's taxonomy places the organism in Eukaryota, Metazoa, Arthropoda, Insecta, Lepidoptera, Pyralidae. The record is from RefSeq and is a predicted model, not a curated record. The coding region runs from base 74 to 610 and encodes 178 amino acids.
UUUUAAAUCAAAGUGUAGUGCAAAAGGAUUGCAGUGACAAUGUUUUGAAAGGAUAAUAUCUUAAUCGUUCGGUAUGUACGAAGUGUCGUGCGUAGCCGGCAACAAGGUUGAUGCUGCUUACGCGGUCAAGAGUCUAUCCAACGUGGUACCACCCGGCAUGGGUCACACCGUGUCAGUGCAGCGCCACAAUGCGCACUCGCAAUCUUACAAACACAAAAAUGAGUUACCAAUACCGCCGCCCGUGAGCAAGCCUGACGCUAUCAAGUCCCAUGUCAUGAGAUUGCUCAAACGUUCCAAGAGUCACACGCCGGCUACUAGAUUGGAGGACCACCAGCCCGAUCCGAGGGUCGAAAGGCGUACAGUUUUCGCUCGUCCCGUGACUGAUGAGCAGCGUCGCAGGAGGAGCACUAUGGACAGGAGGCGUGCUGACAAGCGAGUGGUGGUGACCAUUGUCGAUGGUCUCCCGGUGGUUGUGACGGGGCAGAACCAGCAUAAUCCACCGCCCGUGACGCACCAUAGACACUCGCACCGCGAUAAGAUACCGCCGUCUCGCUCCCCGACGGAUUCGACGACUGUUUUGAACCAGAAUCUUUUGGUUUAUUGUUGUUGAUGAUGAUAGUGUUUUUUUACUUCUAAUCAAUGAUGUGUUUUUCUUGAUUCCGUAAAUUUUCAUCUUGGACCUCAUGUUAAAAGUCAAUCUAGGGUUUUAAAAUAAAAGUAUAACCCUGCUUUUGUUUUUAGAAUUGAAUUCUUUUCUGGGUAGACACAUCUUUUGAACCGUUCCAAGUUUGUGAGGUAAUGUGAUCAGUGAUCACUGAAUGAUGAAUGUUGGUAGAUAGAUUUUUCUUUUGUUUACAUACAUACAUAAAAUCACGCCUCUUUCCCGGAGGGGUAGGCAGAGACUACCUCUUUCCACUUGCCACGAUCUCUGCAUAUUUCCUUCGAUUCAUCCACAUUCAUAACUCUCUUCAUGCAAGCUCGGCGGUUUCGGAUACUUUUGACGGUCUUCCCACUCCGACCUUUCCCACCACACCCUCCAUGUAUAUCUGCUUAGUCAACCUGUUUUCAUUCAUCCUCUCCACAUGACCGAACCAUCUCAACAUACCCUUUUCUAUUCCUGUAACUACAUCUUCUUUCUUUUGUUUACUAUGUUGAUUUUUGGCUUGUAUAGGUUCUUCGCUGAGUCUUAAGAUAUCAAUAUGUAGGUACUUAAAGAUUAUCUUCAAGUGAAAAUUAUAAUAAAUAUACAUCAGUUAGGUAUUUUUGUUGCUUCUGUUGUAGAUAUUUUUUGGUUUGAUUUGGGAUAGUAUUUAUAUCUUUCAAGUCCAAUCCAGCUCAUUUGUCUAUCAUAUCACGCGUGCAAUCGAAAUUAAUUGAACCAUUAUCUUUUUUCAAUUCCCUAUCGCUGUAGAAACUGGUAUCGCAUUCGGCUAUGUGCGUCAACUCAGUAUUGAAUUUUAGAUGUCUCUGACGUCAUGUAUAAUGAACGCUUAGUUUUCCUGAACAGGGCAAGGUCGUAUCGUAUCGAUAUCUAAGUUUAUUUGUAGACUUGAUAUAGGAUUCGUUCGUGUCACGUUUUCACCACUUAUCACUCUGAUAGUGGAGGUAAACG